Molecule: messenger RNA, 1573 nt
Organism: Geodia barretti
Lineage: Eukaryota; Metazoa; Porifera; Demospongiae; Tetractinellida; Geodiidae
Source: the annotation of a GenBank genome assembly
UUGACUGUUCGGGACACACUCUUCUCACGCUGCUACUCUGCUGCGGUUCUGCUCUUUCAGUGUCUGCGGGGAUGGUGGACAAGCUUCAUGUUAACGUGGACAUCACAUCCGACGUAGUAUGUCCAUGGUGCUGGGUGGGAAAGCGGCAUCUUGACUCAGCAAUCGAAACACUGUCCGGAGAAUUCGAGUUUCACGUCCACUGGAAGCCGUUUCUGCUUAACCCGGGCAUGCCCGACGAGGGAGAGCCUCUGGAACAACAUCUCAGGAAGAAAUACGGCGAUGCGGCAAUUCAGCGUUUUCUCUCCAGCGAUUCACCACUGAAGCAAGCCGGAAGGGCCGUAGGGAUAUCGUUCAGUCCUAAUCGCAUGGUGGUGCCGACCAAGAAAGCCCACAUACUGUUGGCACAUGCAGCAAACGAAGGAAAGCAACACCAACUUCACGAGAAUUUUUUUAAAGCCUACUUUGCCGAUGGGCUGAACAUCGUGGACGAGGGAGUUCUGCGAGGUCUGGUGGAGAAGACAGGGAUGAAUGGAGAGAAGGCAAUGGCAGCUCUGACCAAUCCUGAACUGGUCUCAACAUACGAAGAGGAGGUCAGGGAGGCCGUCAGAAAAGGGAUUACUGGAGUGCCGCAUUUUGUGAUAUACCUGAGAGACAGACCAGGAAUGAAGCAGGCAUUGUCUGGAGCACAGCCCAUCGAGACUUUCAUUGCUCUUUUUAAACGCCUUAGGUUAAUGCCAAAAGUAUAAUGAUGUAUAAUUAUACAAAAUCAAUGCGCGCGCAUGCGUAAGCGAGGUCACGUGUGGCUAUGUGACGUCAGAACGUCGGCGUCUUCUUUUCUUUCGGUCCGGCUCCACGGCAGUGUCAGUGGAGAUUUCGGGCUCUGUUUUAGCGCGGCUUCGCUUCCUCUUCUUCGACGGUUCUUUCUCGCUCUCCUCUUGUUCAAGCAAAGCUUCCUGUAGCCCGUAGAGCCUCGAGUAGUCUUCGGUCGACAGAAGCUCAGUCACGUGACGUCGCCGCAGAAAGUCUCGGACGCGCUUCCCUGCAUCGACGGCAGACAAAGGUUCCUCCUUGAUCACUUCAGCAUUCACUUGCUCGCUACUCCAGCCAGACGACAUCUACUUUGCAACUCUGAUGCGGCACGCUCGUAAACCAGUUCCAAACGGGUUAAAAUUUUGAUAGGGCGCACUAUUUGGAAUUUAUCCAACCAUGUAUGCUCGAGCUCCCUCCUCGCAAAAGAGGAGAGGAGCUGUGAGGCGACCUGGCGCCGCUCGCAGGCCGAGCAUUGUAACCACGCCUACCGGACUUGGUCGGCAGAAGCAGCUGUCCAGUGCAGCUGCAUUGCGAAGGGCUCGAAAGCACUCUACGGACGGAGCAAAGAUCGUUAGCCCAGGGGCAAACCCCUUCCACAGAGCCUCUUCCAGACUGCAACAGACCAAUCAGAUUCCGGGAUUAAGAUCAUCGUCUGUAGGAAUGACGUCAUCUGCUGGAAUGACGUCAUCUGUCAGCAUGACAUCAUCAUCAUCGCUCGCCCCGAGUGCCCUGACUGGUUCGGGAAACCCGUUUCUUGCUCGAC